Molecule: messenger RNA, 2411 nt
Organism: Anarrhichthys ocellatus (wolf-eel)
Lineage: Eukaryota; Metazoa; Chordata; Actinopteri; Perciformes; Anarhichadidae
Gene: fbxl6
Product: F-box and leucine-rich repeat protein 6
Exons: 9
Coding region: 494-2230 (578 amino acids)
Cellular component (GO): SCF ubiquitin ligase complex
Molecular function (GO): protein binding
Source: RefSeq, a predicted model, not a curated record
ACACAUCAGAAAACGAUGAAGUCAGUGUGUAGAAGACGUAAACUUGUCUUCGUCUUCCAUUAUCAAAAUCGUUUUUAAUACGCUGAACGUUGGUAGACAACAAAAACAUUAACCACGGAGUCCUACCGUAUCCUAGACUACAAAUGGUCAGCACAGGGUUACACACCAUACAUAUGGGUAGAUUGAACAACACUCCCCACUGUGUAUCAUUAUAUUUGCACUUUUAUAGUUUCACUAACGCAAAGUAAUGCAAUAAGAUCAGAACCAUGAAAUAACAUAAAAUAGAAAAAACUUAGUUUAAAUAAAUACCUCAAAAAAGUAAACCAGAAAUUCCUUUUUUUGCCUGCAAAAUAUGGAAAUAUGCUAGAUAACAUUCUUGGAGAUACAGACUGAUCUCAUUCUUAUUCUAUUUUCAGAUGCCGAUAUGUCACCUGUCCGUCAAUGUCAGAUUUUCUUUGAAUGAAGCUCUGGAUAAAGACUUAAUUAGCAGCACAUGAUGGACUCCACAGAAGCAGAGGCUUCAACCCACAGUGAGAGAAGAGAAGACACCGCGCCAAGCACAUCAAAUACCUCAGGCCAAGGACAAGCUGGACCAACAAAGCCAAAGAAGGCGUCGUUGAAGAGGACCAAUGGUAAGCCUACAGAUGCAAAAGCCAAGAAGCAUAAAAAGGCCAGAGUCUCCAGGCCUGCCCAGCCUGGCUACACUGUCCAUCAAGGGGAAGACAUGCUUCUUGUCAUAUCGAGUUCUACUUCUCAGUACGAUGGUCCAGCCUGGACCCUCCCAAAGAAGGGAAGCAAAAAGAAGAAGCUCACUAAAGGAAAAGUGAAAGCUAAACAGAUUAAGAAGAAGAAGAAGAAGAGGAAGACAGUCCAUGCUAUGGCUAAACCGGCAAAUAUGCCAGUUCCCAAGGAAAAGGAGAGUGACUUGUUUGUGCCACAGAAAGCAACAGACCACAGAUGGGGUCAAAGUCUUCCUGAGGAGGUGCUAAUCAGUAUUUUUCAGAUGGUGGUCGUCCAAGAUGGUGCUGUACCAUUUCUCUGCAGGGCGGGGAGAGUUUGCCGUCUGUGGAACGCUGCUGCCUCCAGCCCGGUCCUGUGGCGUAAAGUGACUGUAGGUCACUGCUGGAUUGCUCCAGCGAAAUCUCAGCUACCUAAAACUGAGAAGAAGAUUAAGGACACUUUUAACUGGCUGGCACAGAACAGGUUCUCUCAGCUACGAGACUUCUCUCUCUGUCACUGGUCAAAGAAUGUUACUACCUAUGCAGUAGAGGUUGUGGCGCAGUUCUGCCCUCACCUUCGCUCCCUCAAGCUCUCCUACUGUACCGGCCUGACAGCAGCAGCCUUCCACACACUGGCUCUACACAGCCGGUCUCUGCAAAGCAUGAAUCUCCAAUAUUCAGAGUUUCAGGUUGAGGGACUCCUGGAGUACCUCGAAAAUCAUGGGAGCCAGAUCAAGCAAAUGUUGUUCACUCAUGGACUAAAGAACGACAGACUUCUAACUGCAAUCACCAGGGGGAACUGUCCUGAUUUGGAGUUGCUGGAGGUCAACACUAAGCUCGACAGUAAAGAUUGUGAACUUCCCGUUUGCAUCCAGGCACUACAGAUGGCCUGCCCUAAACUCAAGACCUUCCGGAUGCUGAAUGUCAGACCUCUACAUAAGACGAUGCGUAAUGGCGCCGACUCAACACUAGGCUUCCCGUUGCUGGAGGAGCUGUGUAUCGCAACCACCUCUUUUUCCUACAUGACAGACAAAGACUUGUUGGACAUCCUCUUUGGCUCCACCAGGCUGCGGGUGUUGGACCUGCGAGGCUGUUCUCGAAUCACACCCUCCGGUCUCACAACACUACCCUGUCUUGGGCUUGAGUGUCUGUUCUGGGGACAGUAUUUCAGCAGCAAUGUUGCGUUGCCAUCACCUAAGAAGGGGCUUCACAUGGUGACCCAGAAAUGGAGUCGAACACUGCAACAGCUUGACAUCGCAAACCAGCUCUUCUCCGGGGAGGACUUGGAGAUGGCGAUGAGUCACCUUGCCCACGCCACAGAGGCAGAUACCCUGCACUCACUAAACCUGAGUGGCACCAGGAUCACACCACCUGCCCUCAGGCCAGUCAUCGGCCAAAUGAGUGCUCUUAGCUACCUCAACAUUUCAUCCUGCCGUUAUCUUCCAAGAGGACUGAAGAGAAUUUACCGUGGCCAAGAGGACAUUCGCCAGCUGCUGGACAAAUUGAAGUAGUCGUCAUAUUCAUUUAGUUCCAGAAAUGGAUCCAGGCUUAGGUGAAUGCCGUAAAGCAGAGGUCCCCAACCUUUUUUGCGCCACGGACCGGUUUGAUGUAAAACGAUAUUUUCACGGACCGGCCUUCAAGGUGUGGCGGAUAAACACGCUGAAAUAAAAUGAUACUAUCGGCAUGAAAACA